AUGAGUGGCAGUAAAAUUGAUUUGGGUUCCAGCAUCACUGCAGGAGCCAGUUCUUCAUGGCAAUCACCCUCAGGUGAUUUUGCUUUUGGAUUCUACCCUCUUGUCACAGGCUUGUACCUUGUUGGCAUUUGGUUUGAUAAGAUCCCGGAGAAAACUUUGGUUUGGUCAGCAAAUCGCGAGGAUCCAGCCCAUAAAGGAUCCGCCAUCAAAUUAUCGCUCACCGGCCAACUUGAACUUACACACUCAAAUGGGACUCAUUUUUUCGUACACAGUGGCACGUCCGUCAAUUCGGCUUCAAUGCAAGAUGAUGGGAAUUUCGUCUUGCUAAACCGUUCCAGUGGAAUCCUCUGGCAGAGUUUUGAUUCCCCUACAGACACUAUUUUAUUAGGUCAACGUUUGACUAUGGGCCAGAAGCUCUACUCCAAUGCCAACGGCUCAGUUGACUACUCGAUUGGCCAAUACAUGUUGGAGCUUCAGCAGAUGGACGGCAAUCUUGUGCUAUCCGCCUUUCGGUUUGCUGAUCCGGGUUAUUGGUACACUGGUGCAACUAAUGUCAACAUAAGCCUAGUUUUCAACCAGAGCACUGCUUUCAUGUAUCUUAUUGUUGAGAAUAACGCUUCAAUCUCAUACAAUAUGACGAAAAGUACUUCAGUGCGCACACCUAUUGAAAAUUACUACCACCGAGCAACUAUCAAUGACCAUGGAAAUUUCCAACAGUUGGCUAGGCUUAAAGGAAAUAACAACCAAUGGCAAGUUGUGUGGCAGGCCAUUACGGAGCCUUGCACUGUGAAUACUAUUUGUGGGGUGUAUGGCUAUUGCCAGGUGCUUGAUAAUGUAACAAUCACCUGCAAUUGCUUGCCUGGUUAUUCACCGUGGGAUCCAUACGUUCCCUCCAAAGGGUGCUAUCCAGAAGUAGUGAUUGAUUUUUGUGCGGCAAAUUCUUCGACUUCAGAUUUCACAAUCAAAACAAUGGAGGAUACAGAUCUCACAAACGACAUGUAUGCAGAUUUGGCGAGAAUAAACACAGACGAGGAUGGGUGCAAGAAGGCUGUGAUGGAUGACUGUUUCUGCAUGGCUGGUGUUUUUAAUCCCUCUGGCUCUGGCUCUGACCAAAAUUUUUGUCUCAAGAAGAGGAUGCCUUUGUUGAAUGGUAGAAAAAGCAACCCUGCCACUAAAAAUUUUAUCGCAUUUUUGAAAGUCCCUGUGGUGAAUAACAGUGCACAAGUUCCUCCUAAGAAGAGAAAGGAUUCUCCAUCCUCUGUUGUUCUACUGGCAAGCCUUUUAUUGUGCUUGAUACUCGCUCUACUCUUUGCAGCCAUUGCCAUUUAUCAUCAUCCUCUGUUUCAACGUUACAUGCAUGUCCAGCCGCCUCCAAAACCCAAGGCAGUGGAGAUAAACCUGAAGGCAUUUUCAUUCCAAGAGUUGCGAGAAGCGACGAAUGGAUUCAAGAAUAAACUAGGCGAAGGAGCAUUUGGUGCUGUCUACAGCGGAUUCCUAACCAUGGAAGAUGAAGAGGUUGUUGAGGUAGCUGUUAAACAGUUGGAGAAGAUGAUUGAACAAGGUGAGAAGGAAUUCAUUACAGAAGUCCAAGUAAUUGGUUUAACUCAUCACAAGAAUCUUGUGCGGUUGUUGGGUUUUUGUAACGAGGAUAAUCACCGCCUUCUGGUUUAUGAGCUAAUGAAGAAUGGGAGUCUAUCGAGUUUCCUGUUCGGGGAAAUUCGACCCAGCUGGGAACGCAGAGCUGAAAUAGUUCUCGGAAUCGCAAGAGGGUUGUUGUAUUUGCAUGAAGAGUGCGAUACCCAGAUCAUCCACUGCGACAUAAAGCCGCAGAAUGUUCUUCUCGACAACAAUUACACUGCUAAGAUAUCAGAUUUUGGCCUGGCAAAGCUACUAAUGAAUGACCGAUCUCGAACAAGCACCAAUGUAAGAGGAACGAUGGGAUAUAUGGCACCCGAAUGGCUCAAGAAUGCACCUGUGACGACCAAGGUGGAUGUUUACAGCUUUGGGGUUCUUUUACUUGAGAUUAUCUUCUGCAGAAGGCAGAUAGAAAUGCGUUCAACUGAUGAAGACAGAGAGGGCGAGUAUGUGAUUCUGACCGAUUGGGUUCUAUACUGCAUGAGAGCUAGUAAUUUAGAAGCCACUGUGAGUUAUGAUUCUGAAGUUUUGAGCAAUUACAAGAGGUUUGAGAGGAUGGCAAUGGUAGGAUUAUGGUGCGUAUCUUCUAAUCCAACUCUUCGACCAUCGAUGGAAAAGGUUGUGGAGAUGUUAGAAGGAAAUGUUGAAGUUGGUGUUCCACCUCUGAUUGAUGCACAAAUGUUUUAA
Corylus avellana is the source of this 2322-nucleotide messenger RNA. The record is from RefSeq and is a predicted model, not a curated record. NCBI's taxonomy places the organism in Eukaryota, Viridiplantae, Streptophyta, Magnoliopsida, Fagales, Betulaceae.